Chinchilla lanigera (long-tailed chinchilla) is the source of this 10062-nucleotide messenger RNA. It is a transcript of the gene Wdfy4, whose product is annotated as WDFY family member 4. The record is from RefSeq and is a predicted model, not a curated record. Gene Ontology annotation, molecular function: protein binding. Lineage: Eukaryota; Metazoa; Chordata; Mammalia; Rodentia; Chinchillidae. The transcript has 63 exons. The coding region runs from base 128 to 9739 and encodes 3203 amino acids.
UCAUAGUGAAACGAGGCUGCUGGGUGGCUGGGCCCUUCCCAAGCCCCCGGGGCUGCCUGGAGAUGGAGGCGCCCACACCAGUGGACACCUACAGGCUCUGACCCCUCCCAGAUCUGCUUUGUCAAGCAUGGAGGCUGGAGAGCUCCCAAAGGCUGAAGACAGAGCAGAGGACCCAGGCUCCCAAGAUGAACAGCAGCCUGAUUCUCCAUCUGGAGAGCAGAGCCCUGGCCCCAUGGCCCUCUGGGACAUGCUGGAAAGGAAGUUUCUGGAAUACCAGCAGCUGACCCACAGCACCCCAGAAGGACGUCAGAGGAGCCUGCUGAAUCUUCUCCCCCUGUUCCUAAAGGCUUGGAAACACUCCGUGGGCAUCAUCUGCUUCCCCAGUCUCCAAAAGCUGGCAGAAGAUGUUUCCAAUCAGCUUGCCCAACAAAUCCAGAAGGCCCUGGUCGGGAAGCCUGCAGAGGACGCGCGGGUGGCGGCUGGGCAGCUGCUGAGGUGGAGAGGGGACACGGAUCAGGACGGCCACCUGCUCCUGAAGUCAGUGUAUGUGCUCACCGGGACGGACGAGGAGACACUGGGCAAAGUGGCUGAGUCCGGGCUCCUGGCCCUGCUCCUCCAGUGUCUGUACCUCUUCUUUGUCUUUCCUGUGGACAAGGACGAGCUCUUAGAGAGUGACCUGCAAGGGCAGAGGAUGUUCGUACAGAUGUUGCUGAACCUGUGCAGCGAGCCUCAGGGUCUGGAGUGGCUCCUCUCAGGGAGUGAACUCCAGUCUCUGCUCAUCGCCACCACCUGUCUCCGGGAGCACAGCUGCUGCUUCUGGAGAGAGCCCACCUUCUGUGUGCUGAGGGCCAUCUCCAGGGCACAGAGCCCCAGCAUCAUCCAGUACCUGCAGACGACAAACUGCAUGCGGCUCUCUGUCCAGAACCUCUCCAGGCUGGCAGACACUCUCCCAGCACCCGAGGUGAGCGAGGCUGUGAGCCUGGUGCUAAGCUUCGUGAAGGACUCCUACCCAGUCUCCUCCGCUCUGCUCCUGGAGUUUGAGAAUGGAGAGGGCUACCCUCUGCUGCUCAGGGUGCUCCUGCGGUAUGAUGGGCUGACCCAGGGUGAAGUGGACCCGCACUUGGAGGAGCUCGUGGAGCUGGUGGUGUGGCUGACGACCUGCGGGAGGUCCGAGCUGAAGGUGUUUGACAGCAUCACUUACCCCCAGCUUGAGGGAUUCCAGUUCCAUCAGGAGUCUUCCGGCGUGACCGUUAAGAAUCUCCAGGCCUUCCAGGUCCUGCAGAAUGUCUUCCACAAAGCCAGUGACUCCGUCCUCUGCACGCAAGUCCUCUUGGCCAUCAAGACCAUGUGGGCCUGGAACCCGCGGAACUUCUUCCUGCUGGAGUGGACCCUGCAACCCAUCUCACAGUUUGUGGAGCUCAUACCCUCAAAGCCGACCCUGGUACAGGUGCACUUCUUCCAGCUGCUGGAGGCCCUGGUAUUCAGGCUGCGCUAUGUGCCCCACGAGAUCCUGCGCAAAGUGCAGCAUCUGAUCAAAGAGAGCCCCCAGUCGUCCUGCACCCUCGUGGCCCUGAAGAGCAUCCUUAAGAUCACUGGCAGUGAACCUCUCUUCACCGACAUCUUCCGGGACUCGGGGCUGCUGGGCCUGCUGCUGGCACAGCUGCGGAAGCAGGCCAAGAUCAUGAGGAAGUCAGGAAGCAAAGAGCCUAGUCCUGGCAUCCAGGAUCCAGAAAGAGAACUUACCGGCGUGAUGCUGAGAACUGUAGUUGUACUUCUGAAAGGCUCGGUUCGGAAUGCCGUGGUCCUGAAGGACCAUGGCAUGGUGCCCUUCAUCAAGAUCUUCCUGGAUGACGAGUGCUACCGUGAGGCCUCGCUCAGCAUCCUGGAGCAGCUCUCAGUCAUCAAUGCUGAGGAGUACGCGAGCAUCAUCGUGGGCGCGCUGUGCUCCUCCACACAGGGCGAGCUGCAACUGAAACUGGAUCUCCUGCAGUCUCUACUUCGGACCCUCGAGACUCCCAAGGGUCGAGCUGCUUUCCGAGUCUCCAGUGGCUUCACCGGGCUGCUGUCACUGCUGUCUGACUUGGAGGGCUCUCUCCACACGCCCCCGCUGCAGGCCUGGGGUGCUGUGCCCCGCAGCCAGAUCCUGGAGCUGCUGCUGCACACCCUCUGUGCCCUGUCUGCUGCACUGCACCUGGACCCUGUCAACAGUGACUUCUUCCAGAGGCAUGGGCUCUUUGAGAAGCUGGCCGAGGACCUCUGUUCGUUGGGCUGUUUUGGGACCCCAGAGGAAGCAGGUGCCCCUCAGCAGUCCUGGCCCAACACAAAGGCCAGGCUGUUUGCCGAACUGCUGAGCACCACCUUUUCCCCUGAUUGCCCACUCCCAGCCAGGGCACAGAGCUGCCUGCAGGUCCUCGGCUUCCUGGACAGCAUGGCCAGCGGCAUCCUCCACCUGCGAAGGGACCUGAGGCAGCCCCCUGCUACAGACACCCAGGAAGGAGAAGUUGCCGGUAGCCUCCAGGGCAGCUUCAAGCAGUGGCCAGGCCUGGAGGAGAGGCUGGACGAAGGGGAUGCUGUGAUUAUGCACCCUGGGAUUGUAUGCAUCAUGGUGAGGCUGCUUCCCCGGCUGUAUCACAAAGACCACCCACAGCUGUCAGAGGAGAUCCAGUGCUCCGUGGCCAGCCACCUGCUAUCGCUGGUGAAGUCAGAGAAGAACCGGCAGGUCAUGUGUGAGGCAGGCAUGCUCAGGACACUCAUGACCUCUUGCCUUGGGGCCUUCCGCACUAGUAGCAGCCCCCUGCAUGCGCAUCUCAUCAGGAUUUUUGAAAAGCUCGCUUCACAGGCCAUCGAGCCCGACGUGCUGAGGCAGUUUCUAGGACUAGGAAUUCCCCCACCCCUGUCAGCUGCAAUGAAGCUCCUCAAAGCAUCUCCUGAGGGCAGCAGAGACACCCCUGGGUGCUCAGAGUCUCCAACCACAGAUCCUGGAACAGCUGAGGGACCUGCCAAUGCCAGUCCUGCUGUGGCUCGGGACAGUGCAUCCUCUGGCGCAACCCGCGAUUCCACUCCAGCCCUUCAGACAGCACUGAGCCUCAUCUCUAUGACCUCCCCACGCAACCUGCAGCCACACAGGGCGGCCCUGGCUCCAUCCUUUGUGGAAUUUGACAUGUCUGUGGAGGGUUACGGGUGCCUGUUUAUUCCAACCCUGUCUACCAUUAUGGGAACCAGUACUGAGUAUUCUAUCUCCGGAGGGAUUGGGACAGGAGGAGCCAGGCCCUUCCCUCCGCCUGGGGGCCUCACCUUCUCCUGCUGGUUCCUGGUCAGCCAGCAGGCCACUGUCACGGACGCCCACCCGCUCCGCUUCCUUACACUGGUGCGCCACCUGGCCAGGACCGAGCAGCCCUUUGUGUGCUUCUCUGCCAGCCUCUGCCCGGACAGCCUCUCCUUGGUGGUGUCCACAGAAGAGAAGGAGUUCCAGCCCCUGGAUGUCAUGGAGCCUGAGGACACUAUUGAGCCCUCUGCUGGACGCCAGCUUCAGGUCAGGUGUGGCCAGCUGUUGACCUGUGGUCAGUGGCAUCACCUGGCUGUGGUUGUCACCAAGGAAAUGAAAAGAAACUGUACUGUUUCCACAUAUCUGGAUGGACAGGCUAUUGGCUCAGCCAAGAUGCUUUACAUCCAGGCCUUGCCAGGACCCUUUAUUUCAAUGGACCCAUCCUCAUUUGUGGAUGUCUAUGGGUACAUUGCAACCCCUCGGAUUUGGAGACAAAAGUCAUCAUUAAUCUGGCGUCUUGGCCCUACCUACCUCUUUGAAGAACCCAUAUCAAUGGAUACUCUGGAAGUAAUUAUCAAACUUGGGCCAAGAUACUGUGGUAACUUCCAGGCUGUUCUAGGAGAAGACUCAGAUGGUGAGGCCACGCCCCUCAUUGCAGAAGAAAAGGUUUCCUUUGGCCUGCACGUGACCAGCUCCUCCAUCACCAACGUGGCAGACCUCAGAAACACCUACAAUGAGGUGGACAGCCGCCUGAUCGCCAAGGAGAUGAACAUUUCCUCCCGUGAUCAUACUACACCUGUGUUCCUGCUGAGAAAUUGUGCUGGACACCUCUUAGGUUCGCUCCGGACCCUUGGAGCUGUUGCUGUGGGCCAGUUAGGAGUGCGGGUCUUUCACUCCAGCCCUGCUGCCAGCAGCUUGGACUUCAUCGGUGGUCCCGCUAUCCUCCUGGGCCUCAUCUCCUUAGCAACAGAUGACCACACCAUGUACGCAGCUGUGAAGGUCCUGCACUCCGUCCUGACCAGCAACCCCAUGUGUGACCGUCUGAUGCAGCACAUCAGCGGGUACCAGGUAACCCACCUCAGCCGAGCCCACAACAGAGAGAUAGAGAUCCUGGCAUUCCUCCUGCGGAAGAAGACCUCUCUCCUCAACCACCGCAUCCUCCAGCUCAUCCUCUCUGUGGCUGGCACUGCGGAGCUGGGCUUCAGGCCAUCUGCUGUCACCAACAUGGGUGUCUUCCAGCACAUUCUUUGUGACUUUGAGCUCUGGAUGAACACUGCAGACAACCUGGAGCUCACCCUCUUCUCCCACCUUGUGGACAUCCUCCAGUCGCCGAGGGAAGGGGCAAGGAACGCCGAGGUCGCCCACCAGGCACAGCUCAUCCCCAAGCUCAUCUUCCUCUUCAACGAGCCCAGCCUUGCUCCUGCCAAGGUCCCCACCAUCAUUGGCAUCCUCGGCUGCCAGCUGAGGGGCCACUUCAGCAUCCGGGACCUGCUUAGGAUUGGGCUCUUUGUUGUGUACACCCUCAAGCCUUCCUCAGUGGAAGAGACGCAGAUCUGUGUGGAAGGAGCCCCGGCCUCCUCGGUGCCUGCUGGAAGCCAAACAUCUGGAAAGACAAUCAGGCUCCGAAACCAGUUGCUGGAGAUGCUGCUCGGCGUACUCUCUUCCCCCCAAUUCCAUCUGUCCUCUGAGUCAAAGGAGGAGAUGUUUCUGAGCCUGGGCCCUGACUGGUUCCUGCUGCUCCUGCAGGGCCACUUGCAUCCCAGCACUACUGUGUUGGCCUUGAAACUGCUGCUGCACUUCCUGUCUAGCCCCUCUCUCCGUGCCCGAUUCAAGGAUGGUCUGUCUGUGGGCUCCUGGGUGGAGCACAGCACCGAGGGCAUGGCUAUCAUGAUGGACAACCUGAAGAACCCCCCAGCUGUGGCUGAGCAAAGUCCCUGCCUGCUACCUGGCUUCCGUGUCUUGACCGAAUUUCUGGGCUACCGAGUUCACAUCCCGGAAGUUUACCUCAUUGUGUCGACCUUCUUCCUGCAGACCCCACUGACAGAGCUGACGGAUGGGCCCAAGGACAGCCUGGACGCCAUGUUGCAGUGGCUCAUGCAGAAGCACCACCAGCAAGAAGUGCUCCGGGCUGGACUAUGCACAGAAGGUGCCCUGCUGCUCCUGGAAAUGCUGAGAGCUACCAUGAGCCAGCCCUCGGCAGGUCAUGAAGAAGGCGCAUGGGAGAGGACAUUCCCAGCCAGUGUGCUGCACUUUCUGCGUCUUGUGCACCGCACUUACCCCCAGGACCCGGCCUGGAGGGCCCCUGACUUCCUGCAAACCCUAGCCACAAUCACCUUCCCCAUGGGAGCCCAAAAGGGCCCUGUGGCUGAGUCCACUGAGAGCACCAUCAGUCCUGGUGCUGCAGCUGGAGGGAACAGCACCAUAGAGGAUCCCCAGGCCCCUGCUUCCUUCCACCCUGGCCAGAGGCAGCUGAGGGAGUUCACACAGGACUUGCUGAGGGAGCUGCUGCUUGGAGCCCCCAGCCCCAAGCAGUGGCAGCCGCUGGAUGUGUUCCUGGAGGCUUCUCCAGACAAUGCCAGCAGCCAGCAGAAGCGAGACUUCCAGUCUGAAGUCCUGCUGUCCACCAUGGAAAUCUUCCACACCCCAAGCACAGGCAGCACCCUGCUUCUCCCAGGCAGUAGCGAGCCUCAGCACAGCACAGAGGCUGCUGCUGUACCCUCCCUCUGGAACAUCUCCCACUUCGCCCAGAGGCUGGUGGAGAAGCUGUAUGGUGGCAUGUUCUCGGCAGACCCCAAGCACAUCCUGCUCUUCCUCACAGAGCACAUCAUGGUGGUCAUCGAGAGCCCCUCUCCCCAAAGGGACACUGUCCUCAUCACCUUGUAUAGCAGUCUGAACAAAGUCAUUCUUUACUGCCUCUCCAAGCCCCAACAGUCCCUGUCUGAAUGCCUCAACCUGCUCAGCAUCUUGGAGUUUCUGCAGGCGCACUGGGAUGUCGUGUUUGCCACCUACAACUCCAACAUUGGCUUCCUCCUGUGUCUCAUGCACUGCCUUCUUCUGCUCAAUGCAAGAAGUUACCCAGAAGGAUUCGGAUUGGAGCCCAAACCUCGAAUGACUCCUUACCACCAAGUCUUCCUUUCCCCAAGCGAAGAAGUGAAUGAGAAAAGAGAAGAGAAUGUCCCGAGCCUGAGUGAUGCCCAGCACAACAUCAAGAAGACUGUUCAGGCUCUGUGGCAGCAGCUCGUGGCGCAGAGGAGGCAGGCGCUGGAAGACACCUUCAAGAUUGACCUCUCCGUGAAACCUGGAGAGAGUGAAGUGAAGAUCGAAGAGGUCACCCCACUGUGGGAGGAGACCAUGCUGAAAGCCUGGCAGCAUUACUUAGCAACCGAGAAGAAGGCGCUGGCCAGCCGCUCGAAUGUCACACGGCAGAGCAAAGUCUCGUCAUGGAGUGGAAGCCUGUCCUCAGCCAUGCGACUGAUGCCGGGGCGCCAGGCCAAGGACCCUACGUGCAGGGCUGAGGAUUUUGUGUCUUGUAUUGAGAACUGCAGACGAAGGGGACAGGAGCUGUAUGCAUCCCUGUACCGAGACCAUGUGCAGAGGCGGCGAUGCGGCAACAUCAAGGCAGCCAAAGCCUGGGCCUGCAUCCAGGAGCAACUUUUUGGGGAGCUGGGCUUGUGGAGCUGGCCGGCGGAAAAGGCCACGCCCUGCUCCCACUGGGAACUGGACUGGAGAGAAGGCCCUGCUCGCAUGAGGAAGCGCAUCCGGCGCUUGUCUCCGUGGGAGACUGCAAGCCCAGGGGGAUGCAAGGAGAGCCAAGACCAACAGGGAGAUAUUUCACAGAACAAUGCUGAAAAACAAGGUGAGCUGGCACCAGAGGACACUGCGUGUGAGCCCGACAAGGUGGUGCUGGACUGCACCCAGCUCACCUUCUUCCCUGCCCUGCAUGAGAGUCUGCACUCGGAAGACUUCUUGGAACUGUGUCGAGAGAGACAGGUCAUCCUGCAAGAGCUCCUGGAUGGGGAAAAGGUGACACAGAAGUUCUCCCUGGUGAUUGUGCAGGGCCACCUGGUCUCAGAAGGCGUCCUGCUCUUUGGCCAUCAGAACUUCUACCUCUGCGAGAACUUUACUCUGUCUCCCACAGGUGAUGUCUACUGCACCCGCCACUGCUUAUCCAACAUCAGUGAUCCCUUCAUUUUCAACAUGUGCAGCAAAGACAGGUCCUCUGACCAUUAUUCAUGCCAACGCCAUGGCUAUGGAGACCUCAAGGAGCUCCGGCAGGCGCGCUUCUUGCUGCAGGACAUUGCCAUGGAGAUCUUUUUCCAAAAUGGAUAUUCCAAGUUUCUUGUCUUCUACAACAGUGAUCGGAGUAAAGCCUUCAAAAGCUUCUGCUCUUUCCAGCCCAGCUUGAAGGGGAAAGGCAUCUCAGAGGACCCCCUCAAUCUCAGACAGAGAGGCGCCAGCAGAGACCACCACCAAAGAGGAGCUGGACCUUGGCCAUGGCCACUGAGGCGGCCCCCCAGCUCUGACAGGACCAUGCUGCAGAGGUGGCAGAAAAGGGACAUCAGCAAUUUCGAGUACCUAAUGCACUUGAACACCUUGGCCGGGAGGACCCACAAUGACUACAUGCAGUACCCAGUGUUCCCCUGGGUGCUGGCUGACUACACCUCUGAGACACUGAACUUGACCAAUCCCAAGACUUUCCGGGAUCUUUCCAAGCCUAUGGGGGCUCAGACCAAGGAGAGGAAGCUGAAAUUCAUCCAGAGGUUUAAAGAAGUUGAAAAAAUCGAAGGAGACAUGACUGUCCAGUGCCACUACUACACCCACUACUCCUCUGCCAUCAUCGUCGCCUCCUACCUGGUCCGGAUGCCACCCUUCACUCAGGCCUUUUGCUCUCUGCAGGGAGGAAGCUUCGAUGUCGCUGACCGGAUGUUCCACAGCGUGAGAGGCGCUUGGGAGUCAGCCUCCAGGGAGAACAUGAGCGACAUCCGUGAGCUGACUCCCGAGUUCUUCUACCUGCCUGAGUUCCUCACCAACUGCAAUGCUAUGGAGUUUGGUUGUAUGCAGGAUGGGACGGUGCUGGGUGAUGUUCAGCUCCCUCCCUGGGCAGACGGGGACCCAAGGAAGUUCAUCAGCCUGCACAGACAGGCUCUGGAAAGCGACUUCGUCAGCACCAACCUCCACCACUGGAUAGACCUCAUUUUUGGGUACAAGCAGCAGGGGCCGGCCGCAGUGGAGGCGGUAAACACCUUCCACCCCUACUUCUAUGGAGACAGGGUAGAUCUCAGCAGCAUCAGUGACCCCCUGAUCAAGAGCACCAUCCUGGGGUUUGUCAGCAACUUUGGCCAGGUGCCCAAACAGCUCUUCACCAAGCCCCACCCGGCCAGGAAUGCCAUGGGGAGACCUCCAUCUGGGAGGGACACGGCCACACCUGCCAGCAUGCCCAGCCACCCGCAGCCCUUCCUGCACAACCUGCAGUCACUGAAGCCCUUCCAGGUCACUGUCAAAGAUAUGUUCCUCUUCUCUUUAGGAUCGGAGUCUCCCAAAGGGGCCAUCGGUCACAUCAUCCCCACUGAGAAGAACAUCCUGGCGGUAGAGAAGAACAAGGUGCUGCUGCCUCCUGCCUGGAACAGGAUUUUCAGCUGGGGGUUUGAUGACUUCAGCUGUUGCCUGGGGACCUAUGGUUCUGACAAGGUCCUGCUGACCUUCGAGAAUCUGGCUGCCUGGGGCCACUGUCUGUGUGCUGUGUGCCCAUCACCCACAGUGAUCGUCACCUCCGGGGCCAGUGCUGUGGUGUGUGUGUGGGAGCUCAGUGUGGUCAAAGGCCAUCCGAGAGGUCUGCGUCUCCGGCAGGCUCUGUAUGGACACACCCAGGCAGUCACAUGCCUGGCAGCAUCAGUUACCUUCAGCCUCCUGGUGAGUGGCUCUCAGGACCGCACCUGCAUCCUGUGGGACCUGGACUGCCUUGUGCAUGUGGCACGCCUGCCUGCCCACCGGGAGGGCAUCUCGGCCAUUGCUAUUAGUGACGUCUCGGGCACCAUUGUCUCCUGUGCGGGUGCCCACUUGUCCCUGUGGGACGUGAAUGGACAGCCCCUGGCCAGCAUCACCACAGCCUGGGGCCUGGAAGGAUCCAUAACAUGCUGCUGCAUGGUGGAGGGGCCAGCAUGGGACCCAAACCACGUCGUUGUCACUGGGAGUCAAGACGGCAUGGUGCGGAUUUGGAAGACUGAGGAUGUGAAGAUGUCUGUUCCUGGCCAGGCAGCUGCAGAGGAGUCCUGCGUGCAGCCUCCUAGCCCCAGAGGGAACAAGUGGCAGAAGAACCUUGCCCUGUGCAUGGAGCUGGAUGUCAGCCUUGCUUUGACAGGAAAGCCCAGCAAGGCCAGCCCUCCAGUGACAGCCCUGGCGGUGUCUAGGAACCAGCCCAAGCUCCUGGUCGGUGAUGAGAAGGGGAGAAUAUUCUGCUGGUCUGCAGACGGGUAGGCUGCAGUAGGGGCUCUGCAUGUAGCUUUGUGCGGCACCCAGCAGUGGAAAUGCUCAGUGCCUUCAGGGGCCCCCCUCCCCAGGGCACUUGAAGAAGGGGCCUCUGCCAAUCAGUGCUCUGGGCCCCAACCAUCCUUGUGGCCCACAGGAGGACUAUAGGCAGGCUAUGAAGACACAUUCAUGCUGGACACUGACCUGCGGGUGACAAGAUGCACUGGAAACGCACAUGACUCUGCUACUGCACUGAGAGAAAUGGGGUUGAUUACUGGAAACUGUCAGUGUGUGUUUGUUUUAUUAAAGCAGCUGUUUUCCCAGUGCCAGAA